AUGGCUACUGAAGUCAACGCUAAAGAUGUCUCUUCGUCAACUGAAGUGGAUGAGUUUGGAUUUCAAAGACCUGACAUGUAUACUCUUAAUCUUUCAAAUACAGUAGAACCUUAUCAUCCUUCUGCUUUGAAAUCUCAUGCUGAUAAGUCUCCUAUUAAGACGCGGUUGACGUUUUGUGAAGGACCUUCCGGAAAUGAAUCUUCUGAGGGGGAUUUGUUUGUUUUUCCUGAAAUGCUCAAGUACAAGGGUUUGACAAGCAAUGAUGCUGAUAAGUUUGUGGAAGAUGUGUUGGUAAAUGGCAAGGACUGGGUUUCUGGACCAGUGGAACGAUUGGAGGGUUCAUAUGUGUUUGUGUGUUGUCAUAUUGCUAGAGACAAGAGAUGUGGUACUUGCGGACCACAACUUAUUCAGAAAUUUAAAGAGGAGAUUGGAUCGAAGGGACUGAAGGAUCAAGUCUUUGUUGGUCCAUGUUCCCAUCUUGGUCAACAUAAGUUCGCAGGGAACUUGACUAUUUUUAGUCGCAAUUCGUCAGGAGAAGUUACUGGCCAUUGGUAUGGAUAUGUUACUCCUGAGGAUGUUCCUGCUAUGCUUGAUCAACAUAUUGUGAAGGGAGAAAUCAACAAAAAGAUAUGGAGAGGUCAAAUGUUGCCUUUCCCUACUCAAGAUAGCCAGCAAGUAGUCCAAGGUGGUGGUGAGAAAGGUAAGAAAGAGGAAUCUCAAGCAAGCACUGGAGCUGGUGAUGUGGUGAAGGAUGCGGGAGGCUGUUGCCAAGGUCUCAAUGGGGUUUCUUGUUGCAGAAACUAA
Papaver somniferum (opium poppy) is the source of this 804-nucleotide messenger RNA. RefSeq names its product altered inheritance of mitochondria protein 32-like. The transcript has 2 exons. The coding region runs from base 1 to 804 and encodes 267 amino acids. Lineage: Eukaryota; Viridiplantae; Streptophyta; Magnoliopsida; Ranunculales; Papaveraceae. The record is from RefSeq and is a predicted model, not a curated record.